Anopheles coluzzii is the source of this 1961-nucleotide messenger RNA. RefSeq lists its product as uncharacterized. The transcript has a single exon. The record is from RefSeq and is a predicted model, not a curated record. Gene Ontology annotation, molecular function: odorant binding; olfactory receptor activity. Gene Ontology annotation, biological process: detection of chemical stimulus involved in sensory perception of smell; sensory perception of smell. Gene Ontology annotation, cellular component: plasma membrane. NCBI's taxonomy places the organism in Eukaryota, Metazoa, Arthropoda, Insecta, Diptera, Culicidae. The coding region runs from base 540 to 1811 and encodes 423 amino acids.
CAGGGCAACGAUUUAAGGCUAUCGAUACGUAAUAGAUACGACAAAAUUUAAUAACAUACCUCCUGCUGUUGGGUUCCUCACAUUGUCAACGUCCUUACAAUGCUGACGUGACGCACAUAAAAGCAAUGGAGCGCACAGGGUGGAGAAGCAAUUAACUUCCAGCCGUUCGAAGUCGGUCGAGUUUGUCGUUCCCAACCUACAACUGUCACUCACUCCGCCUAUAAGGUCAAUGGAGAAACGGAAAAGUUUUAAUUUCCUCUAUCUGAUCAAUCUGCCACCAGGUUGAGUUUGGAUGCGCUUGGUCACAAUUAUCCAAUUCAAACUUGGAACGAAAGUAAAAAGUUGCUCGUAGCUAAAUGUGACUUUUCUCACACUUGCUUGGAACUUUGCACCGCGCGCAGGCAAUAUAAUUUCGCUGUCACAAUAACAUCCCUAUCAAAACAUUGAACAAGCACGUUCAUUCGCUCGCAAGUAGCGCUGGCCUUUGGACCAUUGGAAGUAUCUGUUGAUCUGUGUCAAAUAACAAGAACCACCACACCAUGUCCGCUUUGGUGCAUCUAGCAAAGGAUCACAUUCAACGCAUCGCCGAGGGUGGCCAGUUUGUGAUCGUCAACGCUAUGGAUCGGUUUAUCGGAUUUUUUGCGUGGGAUGUGAAACUAAACGCAACCUGGCUGAAGAUGACGCUGAUUGUGUUUGCCGUUGGGUACGAAAUCACCGCCAUAGCUGCCAUGGUGCUGGCCUCAGUAAAAGGCGUCUUUACGGAGAGAAGCUUCACUAUGAGCUUCGUCACAAUGACUGGGGCCAUGUGUAUCGUGAUUUGGUUGUCGCUGGCCGCCUUCCGUCGCGAUCUGACCGGAACAGUCAAGUUUCUACAGCAUCGUCAGUGUACUAUUCACAGACAGAGCGCAGCUCGCAAAGCUCUGAUGGACCGUGUCAACCGGUAUCUGUGGCUGUUCUAUCUACAGAACAUAGCGCAAGUAUUUUUUUGGAUCAACCUCCUAAGGAACUGCAGCCCGUUGGCGGUGUUCGAGCUGUCGCUGCUGGACAGUGUAAAUGUGCUGCUGUACCCACUGGCGAUGACGCUUAUGUCAUUGAUGUUCAUUCACACAAUAAUGAUCGUGUCUACGUUGCUAAGUGCCCUAUCGCUUGAGUUCUACUGGUUGGGACAAGAGUUUGAGCAGGUGUUUGCCCAGUGCAAUACGUUUGCCGCUACCGCACGGAAGCGUUACUGGGAUGGGCUAAAACGAAGGAUCGACACUUGCGUUAUCGAGCAUCAGCGACUGCUGGGACAGAUCAGCACACUGCGCAACAAUUUGAAGCUUUAUCUGCUGCUGAAUCUCGUUGCCGAUUUCUCGCUCAUUACGUUUGCCGGCUGCCAGAUGGUCAUCUCCAGCGAAGGAGAUCAGCAUCUGUACAGUAUUCUUGCUGCGUUGACCGCAUGCCUGAAUAUGCUCAAUUUCGGUGGGUUGUGUGAUUUGCUCAAGAUUCAGGUACGUUGUGCGAUGCGGGAGCUUUCGCUAUCCCGGAAUACAACUUUCCACAUUUUACAGGUGCAUGCAAUCAAGUUUCGCUUGUACAGCUCCCAGUGGACGGACUACUUGCGCCCCGUAUCGGGGCCCCUCUAUCCGCGCUGCCGACGCAUCCGGUCCAGCAUACUCAUCGUGAUGACCCGGGCCGAGCACGAGCUGCGCAUCAGUUGUGGUAGCGUCUACGACAUGUCCCUCACUACUUGCUGGGCCGUGCUACAGUUCAGUUAUUCAGUGUUUACCCUUCUGCUAAGCUUCUUCGAAAACGAACCGAGAGACCAGUGAGACAGGUUCCCAGGAUCGAACACAUCGCACUACCUGCUAGCUGGGAAGUGUUCAUGCAUCCGCAUAAUGAGCCCAUUAUUGUUUUGUAUUUUUAGUAAAAGUGUUUUUAAGUGACGGUGUCCAAAAAUAAACACACAAUCACACACACAC